This is a messenger RNA of Wyeomyia smithii (pitcher-plant mosquito), 1341 nucleotides long. RefSeq names its product DNA ligase 1-like. The transcript is spliced from 3 exons. NCBI's taxonomy places the organism in Eukaryota, Metazoa, Arthropoda, Insecta, Diptera, Culicidae. The record is from RefSeq and is a predicted model, not a curated record. Bases 1 to 1341 code for a protein of 446 amino acids.
AUGGUCGGGUGCAAUGGCUGCGAAUCAUGGUACCACAACCGUUGUGUGGGAAUUAUUGACGAGUCGAAGUUGGAUAAAAUAUGGUUCUGCACUUCUGAAUCUUGCAGAGCACUUGCCUUAAAAUACAGGAAAGAGAAGGAAGCCAAGAAAGGCAAGGGUAGUGGUAAGAAAAACCCCGAGGAUUCCGGCGUCAAAUCCGUCGAACAAAGGCUGAAAGAGAUGGAGGAAGAACAAAAACGGCUGGAGAAGGAAAUGGAAACGGAGGCGAUGCUGAAGAGAAAAGAAAGGGAGAUAAAGCGAGCUUUGGAACAGAAGCGACUGCUACUCGAGCAAAAACUUCGUGAGGAUGAGGAAGAAGAAGAAUAUGCUCUACAGGAACGCGUUCUACUUGAAAGAAGGUUGCAGGUUCAACGAAUGAGAGAACGGCAGGAAGUAUUCCUGAGCGAAAUGGCGAGUCUGAAAGACGAGAUUGAGACACUGAAAGCUACUGGAAAAAAAGUUAAACCGCUGCCUUCGGUCGAUCUGAUUGGAGGGGGUUCCGGCGAAAAACUGAAGGCACAAGUUUCGGAAAAGCAGAAAACACCGCUGCGCAAACCGAAAGCCCAAAAGUUGCCAAAGGGGAAUCAAGACAACCUGAACGACGACGAAAAUGACGAAGACGACAACGAUGACGAAUCCAGCAAUGAGGAAAACUUUAGCAAUGAAGAAAACUCCAGCAAUAAAGAAAACUCCUGCGAUGAAGAAAAAUCCAGCGAAAAACAAGACGACGAGAAUGGCAAAUUUGAAAAUGAAGAGAGGCAAAAAAAUCCAAAUCCGAAGAGAAAAAUUAACCGGAUGAGCCAACUAGCGGCGAGAAGCGGAGUUACUAAGAAACUGCCCAACUUCUCAGGAAAACUGGAGGAAUGGCCACUGUUUUACAGUUCGUACCAAGUCAUCGAGAAGCUACGUACUUUGUACGGUCAUCCGGAACUGCUUCUCCAAUGUCAACUGGAGAGAGAUCGAAAGUUAGAGCCACCGGAGGUGGGGAAGCUAGCGAGUUUCGUCCCGUUCGGUAUUGCGAUCGAAAACACUACUGAAGAAGCAAGAGGUGUCGUUCUGUUCCACGAGGUGGUCACCGCCGACAGAUGUUCCCGAUGGACAACGUUGCUGAGGGGAACGGAAUAUACCUUGCGUUUCAUAAACAACUGCAAGCUCAAGAAGAAGGGUUUGUCGAUCAUCACGACAAAGGCGACUGAAAAACAUCGGCUGCUGAUCAAUGCCCAGUAUACUUCGGUGCUACAACCUCUCAGUCAGGAAGAGCACCAGAAGGCCGAUACCGUUCUGUGGAAGCAAGCGCAAUAG